AUGGACUGUGGCGUGGACGGGAAACCGCAGGAGCGGCCGAGCAAAAGACAGAAGACCGAGGACGAAGCCGCGAAAGCUUCCUCGUGGCAGCAAGCACUCGGCGCAGCCCCAAUGCAAGACAUCUCAAGCUCCCCCGAAGGGGAGACGCCCAUCAUCGGUAAUGAAACGGAUGCAACGCCUGCCACACCGCAAGGUAGCCACACUGACGAUACCCAGCAAAUCACGCUGCCCCAAUGCCCUGGCCUAUCCCUCCGGGACAGAGUCAAGGAAACGCACGGGAUCCUCACCGGUAUCAUACCCCUGCGGCGAGUCGAUUAUUACAAGGCCUGCAGAGUUAUGGCAGACGCCCUCAUUUUCGAUUGCUGCUGGGAGAAGUAUUACCGCGCCGUGAAGGCGGCAGGCGGCUGGGUGCCGGAGGCCUGGAUCAUCGUGGGGGAUAGUCCCGGCUGGGUAGAAAGUAUCGUUGAACGCUGGAAGAACGACGAUGACAGGCAACGACAGGAAGAGACCAUCUACUGGGAUUGGUAUUAUGACGAGAAGCCGCCAAUCUACGAAGAGAGGAAGGCACUUACCGACAAAGCCAUGACCAUCUGGAGGUGGAUCGGGCAAAACUACAAACGUCCCAUCACCGCUGAGGAAUACGGUGCCCGCUUUCCGGAGAGCAUGUACAGAACGCACAGUGUCGACCAGGCUCGGGACAUUGAGAUACAGAUCAUUCGCCCUCAAGAGGACGGGGCCGCCUCUGGCGUGCGGAGACGCAGGGCGACCCGGCAGGACCCUGCUUUCUUAACGACGACUCUGCCAAGGGAUGUCCCAACGCGUGCGCAACUUGAAGAGCAAUUGCGGCUGCGGGAAAUAUGGUCAGCGAGAAGCGUUGCACCAAAUGUGUCCAGGGGGGAUGAUGAUAUAAACAUGUGUGCUUGA
Molecule: messenger RNA, 924 nt
Organism: Gloeophyllum trabeum ATCC 11539
Lineage: Eukaryota; Fungi; Basidiomycota; Agaricomycetes; Gloeophyllales; Gloeophyllaceae
Exons: 3
Coding region: 1-924 (307 amino acids)
Source: RefSeq, a predicted model, not a curated record